AAACAGGGAGGGACAUGGAGUUUGGAGGUGGGGGGCAAAUCUGGGCAUGCGCAGUGCUCAUGUUCCAUGGCUACAUACCAUCAGCACGAACUUCUUCAUGAGAAACUAACGUGAAACUUCUCCGUGUGUUCUACAGAUUUGUUCAUUUGAGAAAAUCUGCCAGCCAGACGACGGUACAAAAUUGAGACAAUUGUAGCGACUGAACUAUAAUAGAAGUCCUGAAAGAAAUUCAUUUGUAGCCUAAUUUGUAAGACACCAUGACUUAAACUUAUUCGGUAGAAAUAUUUCAGUAAUACUUUCACAAAGUGUUUUGUAUGUGAGGCGGACAGUGUUUCGACAUCAUGCCCUGUACCAACAAUCUAAUUUGGGAUAUUAGGAAACGCACCAUCGGUUCCAACAAAAUCAACAACUUUACAAGGAGUAACUACUUAGGUGAGACAAACGUUUACAUUAAAUAUUUAAUGUACAAAUGUUCUAAAUACUACUUUAUUGUCAUAAAAGUGUACUGUAUGUGUCACUGUGUAAGUAACAUGUUUUUACAACAGCCUACUGCCUUGCACUAGGAAUUUAUCUAAGACACUGUUAUUUUAUUGGUAUUGUUUGAUAUAAAUUCAUACUUUAAACAUUUGUGUUGGAUAAAAUAAUCAUUUUGUCUCCAAGGGGUCCCAAAUGAUUAAAUUGUGUUAGUUAGAGGGACUACCUUAUGGGAUACCUAACACUGUUCUUAUGGUAUCAUAAUGAUUUCCUUCAGGAAGAAAAGAGUUUUGUACAAAGACUGAAACUUGAAGCCACUCUUGAUGUACAUGAGGGCUCUGUAAGUAUCAACAUGCGUUACAGAAAUGAUUACCAGUGUAAAUGCAGUGUGAUAAUUGUAUGAUAUCAUCCUGUGUUUUCAAACUGUUAUUGUUUUUCAUGACAGAUCAAUACAGUAUGCUGGAAUGACACAGGAGAAUACAUCUUAUCUGGAUCAGAUGAUGACAAAUUGGUCAUCACGAACCCAUACAACCGAAAAGUAAGACUAAAACAUUGCUUAUUAUCAAGUACGGUACAUACAACACAUGCUUCAACCUAUUGUUCAUAUGGACUCAGAAGAGACAGACAGACAGUAUAUGUGCAAUAUAAAGUCCCCCAUUAUGUUUCCACUCUCCAGGUCAAGGCAUCCAUUACAUCAUGGCAUCGAUCCAAUAUCUUCAGUGCCAAGUUCAUGCCCCAAACCAACGACAGAAUGAUCGUGUCCGCAGCAGCCGACGGCAAGAUCUUCCUCACCAACGUAGAGAGGGGUUCCAACCUGGACCCUGUGUUGCAGUAUCACUGUCAUAACGGUGCCGCCUACGAGGUGAGGGGUGCAUCUGUGUUAUCGCCAUCUGUGUUAUCGCCAUCUGUGUUAUCGCCAUCUGUGUUAUCGCCAUCUGUGUUAUCGCCAUCUGUGUUAUCGCCAUCUGUGUUAUCGCCAUCUGAGUUGAAUUCAAUAGAGAGUUGAUUCAUGUAUCUGAUCUAUCACAUCUGCAUCAAAUCGGGGCGGCAGGUAGCUUAGUGGGUAAGAGCGUUGUGCCAGUAACCGAAAGGUCGCUGGUUCCAAUCCCCGAGCCGACUAGGUGAAAAAUCUGUCAAUGUGCCCUUAAGCAAGGCACUUAACCCUAAUUGCUCUGGAUAAGAGUGUCUGCUAAAUGACUAAAAUGUAAAAUUUACCUCAACGUCACACCUGUUAUUGCUGUGGAAGGUAGGGAUGGUAUGUCGACCAUAAAUAAGUCAUUGGCAUUUUGCUGCAGUGAAAGUCAUCUAUUCUAAAGCCCACAGACCAUAUAUCAGUAGACAGGAAUUCCAAUUCUAUUUGACGUCCCAAUCAGAGCAGGUUCUAUAUCUAUUCUAAAACCACUCUAUUUCUAUUGGUAGAUAUUGACGGUACCUAGCGACCCUCACUCUUUCCUGUCCUGUGGAGAGGAUGGAACAAUCAGGUGGUUUGAUGUCCGAGUUUCUCCUGGCUGCUGGCAAACUAACUGUAAAAAGGUAGGUACGCAUUAUGCCAAUACAGCUAAACUCUUUUACAGGCAAAUUAACAAUUCUUAUGUAACUAUGAUGUUAUUACUACCGUAUUAUUGUGUCGUUACAUAUGUAUAAAGGCAGCUUCUUUUUACUAAUUACUUUUUCCCACCAUUUUUGCCAACAGUUUUACCGACUACUCAAACAACCGUUUAUGCUGAUGUCAGAGUUCCCUGUAUGAAGAUAUCUUGAACUUCUGUUGUCUUUUUUAAUUAGGACAUCCUGAUUGACUGUCGGCGAGCAGUAACAUCCAUGGCCAUAUCCCCUGUGGAAUCCUUCUAUCUGGCUACUGGCUGCUCUGACAGCUCAGUCCGUAUCUAUGACAGGAGAAUGCUGGGUACCAUAGCAACAGGUAUGCACAACCUCAACGGCGGCUUCAGGUAGCCUAGCGGUUAGAGCAUUGGGCCAGUAACCCAAAGGUUUCUAGUUUGGAUCCCCGAACCGACAAGGUGAAACAUCUGUUGAUGUGCCCUUGAGCAAGACACUUAACCCUAAUAGCUUCAGGGUCGCCAUUGAUAAAUAAUGGCAGACUCUGGCUGUGACCCCACUCUCUGAGGGUGUCUCAGGGGGAGUUGAGAUAUGCAAAAAACACAUUUUCGAUUCACACAUGGGUAAACAGGACAAAUAUAAGCAAGCACCCACCAGAUAAUAAUAAUUAUUAACUCAAGGCAAUCAGAUAACUUAAACUGAACUAACAAUUCUAUCAAUAUCAAUAGUCCUGAAGGAAUCCUACUACCACAGUACAUAACAUAGUUAAUCACUGUUUGAUUGUCUUUGGGGUCAGUGGUGAGAAUAACAUUUUCUCCUGAAGGUCUGUAUGGAAAAUAAUCAUUUCCUAUAUACGUCUCAUCCACUCUGCAGGUUUUCAGACAGGAAGCGGAGUGGCAGGGAUGUGUGCGAUGUUCGUACCGAGGCACCUGGUCAACAAGUCAUGUCGCGUGACCUCAUUGGCCUACAGUAGGGACGGCAGGGAGGUGCUAGCCAGCUACGCCUCAGACUAUCUCUACCUGUUUGACCCUAAAGAUGACAAGGGACGCGAGCUGAAGGGACCGUCGCAGGAUAACAAGGUGAGAACCAUCCUUUCACUUACUGUGUAUCACAGCACUAAAUACUGGAUUCAAUUUGAAUGUAGUUUGUGUUUACACAACGACUGUCCUCUCACACCAAUUUCUGGAAGCUUCUACGACAUGACAUGCAGUGUGUGUGUGAGUUGACAAAGGGGGGUGAUGUGUUGUCCCGUCUCUUGGCUAUUUUUGGCUCAACAGUCUACUGAAUCUGUUCUGGGAAAGGCAUCUGAGCUGUGUUCUCACACACACAGCUGCUGAACACAUAAGCCAGGGGGCUUCUGGGUAAUCAGCAGGGUGAGGCAGCAUAUUUUGUACAGAACUUGAUACAUACAACAGAACUUGAUACAUACAACACCAGGUAACGUCACAGUUCCUGUACAAACACCACAGAACUAGUGUAUCCUAAGUGCACUAAGAUGAAACCUCCCUGUCCCCCUCCUUCUUGUGUAUGAGACCCCUGGAACCGCCUGCCAGAGCCUAAGACAACCUGGCAGUGAGGGCUGGGGAAUGUGAGCCCCCAAUGGAGGGAAGAGGAGGGUGGGUGGGGGGGUCUCAGCCGUAGUGAAAGGGCGGUUAUUUUGGUUAAGCCUGUGCUGUGAGUGAUGAAAUGUCACUGUGUUUCUCUCCUAGCAAAAGGAGCCUCUGCAGAAGCGUCUGCGUCUGAGAGGAGACUGGUCAGACACUGGACCCCUGUCACGACCAGAGAGCGAGAGGGAGCGGGCCGGUAAGAGGAGGUCCCCACUCAUCUAGACACACAGCUGACAACACGUGUGCUAUCCAUGACAGAAGUGCACUGUCACUUGGUCCUAUUGCAUGGAUUAACACACAUACACACAAUACAAUUAUACAGUGGGGGAAAAAAGUAUUUAGUCAGCCACCAAUUGUGCAAGUUCUCCCACUUAAAAAUAUGAGAGAGGCCUGUAAUUUAGGUACACGUCAACUAUGACAGAGAAAAUGAGGGAAAAAAAUACAGAAAAUCACAUUGUAGGAUUUUUAAUGAAUUUAUUUGCAAAUUAUGGUGGAAAAUAAGUAUUUGGUCAAUAACAAAAGUUUCUCAAUACUUUGUUAUAUACCCUUUGUUGGCAAUGACACAGGUCAAACGUUUUCUGUAAGUCUUCACAAGGUUUUCACACACUGUUGCUGGUAUUUUGGCCCAUUCCUCCAUGCAGAUCUCCUCUAGAGCAGUGAUGUUUUGGGGCUGUCGCUGGGCAAUACGGACUUUCAACUCCCGCCAAAGAUUUUCUAUGGGGUUGAGAUCUGGAGACUGGCUAGGCCACUCCAGGACCUUGAAAUGCUUCUUACGAAGCCACUCCUUCGUUGCCCGGGCGGUGUGUUUGGGAUCAUUGUCAUGCUGAAAGACCCAGCCACGUUUCAUCUUCAAUGCCCUUGCUGAUGGAAGGAGGUUUUCACUCAAAAUCUCAUGAUACAUGGCCCCAUUCAUUCUUUCCUUUACACGGAUCAGUCGUCCUGGUCCCUUUGCAGAAAAACAGCCCCAAAGCAUGAUGUUUCCACCCCCAUGCUUCACAGUAGGUAUGGUGUUCUUUGGAUGCAACUCAGCAUUCUUUGUCCUCCAAACACGACGAGUUGAGUUUUUACCAAAAAAUUAUAUUUUGGUUUCAUCUGACAUUCUCCCAAUCCUCUUCUGGAUCAUCCAAAUGCACUCUAGCAAACUUCAGACGGGCCUGGACAUGUACUGGCUUAAGCAGGGGGACACGUCUGUCACUGCAGCAUUUGAGUCCCUGGCGGCGUAGUGUGUUACUGAUGGUAGGCUUUGUUACUUUGGUCCCAGCUCUCUGCAGGUCAUUCACUAGGUCCCCCGUGUGGUUCUGGGAUUUUUGCUCACCGUUCUUGUGAUCAUUUUGACCCCACAGGGUGAGAUCUUGCGUGGAGCCCCAGAUCGAGGGAGAUUAUCAGUGGUCUUGUAUGUCUUCCAUUUCCUAAUAAUUGCUCCCACAGUUGAUUUCUUCAAACCAAGCUGCUUACCUAUUGCAGAUUCAGUCUUCCCAGCCUGGUGCAGGUCUACAAUUUUGUUUCUGGUGUCCUUUGACAGCUCUUUGGUCUUGGCCAUAGUGGAGUUUGGAGUGUGACUGUUUGAGGUUGUGGACAGGUGUCUUUUAUACUGAUAACAAGUUCAAACAGGUGCCAUUAAUACAGGUAACGAGUGGAGGACAGAGGAGCCUCUUAAAGAAGAAGUUACAGGUCUGUGAGAGCCAGAAAUCUUGCUUGUUUGUAGGUGACCAAAUACUUAUUUUCCACCAUAAUUUGCAAAUAAAUUCAUUAAAAAUCCUACAAUGUGAUUUUCUGGAUUUUUUUUCUCAUUUUGUCUGUCAUAGUUGACGUGUACCUAUGAUGAAAAUUACAGGCCUCUCUCAUCUUUUUAAGUGGGAGAACUUGCACAAUUGGUGGCUGACUAAAUACUUUUUUUCCCCACUGUACAUAAGUAUGAUAUUAUUAGAUUAUGUAAACUUUCACAUCACUGUCUAUGAGUAAUAUGUCAGAUGGAUUUUUAACCAUCUCCCUCCUGUGUCCUAUAGGAGAGUCCAGGCCUGGUGUGUCUCUGAUGCAGAGGAUGUCAGACAUGUUGUCACGCUGGUUUGAGGAUGCCAGCGAGGCCCAGAACAACAGAGGAGCCCGUCCUCAGACACAGACACGACCCAGGGUAGACCCUGCAGCAGCAGCACCUCCAGCUCCACAAGGUAGUGGGCUUCACCAGGAGGCUAUGGUGCUAGGGAAUCAAGCCCCGUCUCAACCAACAUCAACAGCCAGCUUCUCCUCUGACUCUUCCUCAUCCAUGGAGAGCCUGAGGAGCCGUAGGAGUGGCAUUGGGACAGGAAGUCUCCAACCGUCUUCUGGGGAACCAGACCUGAGUCUGACACACAGCAACCAGGGCACCACUAGCAGCACCAUCCAACUGGACUUCUCCAGCGGUGGCUCCAGCGACCAGGGGGAACCCCCGCAGAUGAGGGGCCCAGAGCAGGUGUCUGACACCAGGCAGACCUCAUCCCUCAGCCAGUCGGAGGUGGAGGGCAUGGGAGAGGAGUCCACACCACAGCCCCCUGGGGAAUGGAUGCAAAGGUAUGGUACUAUGAUUGCAUUGACUGAGGCAUAGCUGGCCUACACAGUUAAUCAAUGAACUACUAGAGCAAUGUCUGGCUAUUAAAGUGGAUGUGUUGUUCCCUUCCUCCCAUAGAUUUAAUUUGAGAGGAUCAGAAUUAGGUGAAAGAGUACUCAGGUAAUUAUUUACCGUUGCAACAACAAUUAAGAAUGACUUCUUCUUUACUAAUAAUGGAUGUGUGUCAGAUCAGUAGUUUAAAUAACGUUGAUAGAUCAGUUUUAACUAGCAUGCAAUGCUGAUGUUGGGCGUUCCCUUGUUGCUCUGUGCAUUCAAUCAAACCUGCAAUACAGUAUUACACUUCUCACAUGGCUGGAAUUUGAUUGGAUUUAAUGACUCUACAGACAUGUUGUAUAUCCUUCCGAAAGGCGCUCUGCUGCUGCACGGAUCCAGGAGAUUUUCCGGCGGCGGAAAGAGAAGAAAGAGUUGGCGGAUUGCGAGACUCGCCGUGUCGGGAAGCCCUCAGUAGAAAAGGUCUACAAGGGCCACCGUAAUUCCAGGACUAUGGUACAGUACAGUAAAACACUACUGAGGAUUAAGACAAGCUUGAAGUGAUGAUUUAGUCCACCAGAGGGGGACCUUGAGCAAGGUCACAGAUUUUUUUAUAUGUGGGGAUAACGGCUUCAACUUCUUGUCAGCUAUAGUUAACGUACAAUGCUUUAGUUAUUGAGAAGUAGCUAUGUGGAAUACUCAUUUGAGCUUUUGUUGUUGUUGUUUAUAGACCAAUCAGUGUUGUUUCUGGGGGGACCAGUUUGUUCUGAGCGGCUCAGACUGUGGUCAUAUCUUCAUCUGGGACAGAGAGACAGGGGAACACCUAAUGCUGCUGGAGGCAGACCAGCACGUUGUCAACUGUCUGCAGCCACACCCCUACGAACCACGUGAGUCCACUACUUCUGACACUCUCACUAAAGAUGGUUUAGUGAACACCCAGUCUGGCUCUUGCAACUUAAAGGCUCGAAGGCCGUGACUUUCCAUUUUCCCAUUGAAAGUACAGGUAACUGCCCAAAUAAUGGAGUAAAUGAGGGAUACAAAGUAUAUUGGAAGCAGGUGCUUCCACACAGGUGUGGUUCCUGAGUUAAUUAAGCAAUUAACAUCCCAUCAUGCUUAGGGUCAUGUAUAAAAAUGCUGGGCAGGCCACUAUUUUGUCCACCAUGGCUAUGCCCCCAUAGGAUGGCAAUGGCCCCAUCCACAGGGCACGAGUGGUCACUGAAUGGUUUGAUGAGCAUGAAAACGAUGUAUGCCAUGGCCGUCUCAGUCACCAGAUGUCAACCCAACUGAACACUUACGGGAGAUUCUGGAGCGGCGCUUGAGACAGCGUUUUCCACCACCGUCAACAAAACGCCAAAUGAUGGAAUUUCUCGUGAAAGAAUGGUUUCGCAUCCCUCCAAUAGAGUUCCAGACACUUGUAGAAUCUAUGCCAAGGUGCAUUGAAGCUGUUCUGGCUCGUGGUGGCCCGACGGCCUAUUAAAACGCUUUAUGUUGGGGUUUCCUUUAUUUUUUACCUGUAUAUUCCUUUUUUUCUUGUUCUGUUCAUUUCAGUUUUAGCCACAUCAGGGAUAGAUACCAACAUCAAGAUCUGGUCACCGAUGGAGGAAUCCCCAUCAUUCAACAGAGUACUCGCUGAAGAGGUGUGACAUUAUAAAUACAUGUAUUCGUGUCACAGGAGGUUGGUGGCACCUUAAUUGGGGAGGACGGCUCGUGGUAAUGGCUGGAGUGGAAUGGUAUCAAAUACGGCAAACACGUGGUUUCCAGGUGUUUGAUGCUAUUCCAGUGGCUCCGUUCCAGCCAUUAUUAUGAGCCGUCCUCCCCCCAGCAGCCUCCGCUGACUCAUGUGCUUUACAAUCAAACACAGAUGUGUGGAUGGAGGAAAGAAGUGCUCUCAUCAUAGUGACAUUGAUGAAGCCAUUGGAACCUCUGAUCUCCUUCUGAUACCUGGUGCUCUGUGUGUCCUGUAGGUCACCUUCCGUAAUGAACUGAUGCUGGAGGAGACCAGGAACACCAUCACUGUACCUGCCUCAUUCAUGCUGAGGAUGCUGGCCCAACUCAACCACUCCAUCACAGCAGGUGAGCACUACACACACACACACACACAUUCUUUCAACCCCAUCCCAACCCUACAUCCUUAGUGAUAACCUGAUACAGAAUGGCUAUGGCUUCUAUCUUAAGUGGUUAUAACAUGUGUUAUAACAGCAGUCACUGACUGGUAAUAUUGCUCAUCUCUUUCUUUCCUCUACAGAGUCUGAGGACAAUGAGGAAGAAGAGUAGGCCUAUCCAUGGCUUUCAUACUGGACUGUUGAAUGUGUGAAGUAGAAACGAUACAUUAUCUCUUUGGAAUCACUUUGUGACCAUUAUAGUGGUAAUGUUACCAUAGGGAUUGGAGUGUUGGACCUCACCUAGUGUAGGUUAGGGGACAUUAGAAGAGGUUGUGUUGAUUUUUGAUGCAGUAGUUUUUAUAAAUAUAGUUUAUAUUCAUAUGUAGAUCAAGGAAUGUUUUAUACCUAUUUAUAUAUUUAGUGCAGGUGUCCAGCCUCUCCGUCUGGCUAUGAGAAGUGUUCUCUAGAUGAGAUCUCUUUAUUCUCCUCUGUACUUUGUGAACCUCAGGCCUUUUUGUGAGAAGUUUUAUUACGUCCAGAACACUGUCACAUUUCAUCUUACCUUGUCUGUGGCUUUUCCUGAUACUCUGCAAUGACGGCUCCGGUUCUGACUGUUGUCAAUGCGCUUGUUUACCAAAGAGAAUGCAUUUAAUUUAAGGAUUUAUGAAUUUUACAAAAAUAAUAAAAGCGUAAGGUUGCCUCAAA
Coregonus sp. 'balchen' is the source of this 9017-nucleotide messenger RNA. NCBI's taxonomy places the organism in Eukaryota, Metazoa, Chordata, Actinopteri, Salmoniformes, Salmonidae. The record is from the annotation of a GenBank genome assembly.